This is a messenger RNA of Anas platyrhynchos (mallard), 4108 nucleotides long. It is a transcript of the gene ASPH, whose product is annotated as aspartate beta-hydroxylase. Gene Ontology annotation, cellular component: membrane; endoplasmic reticulum. The record is from RefSeq and is a predicted model, not a curated record. NCBI's taxonomy places the organism in Eukaryota, Metazoa, Chordata, Aves, Anseriformes, Anatidae. Gene Ontology annotation, molecular function: peptidyl-aspartic acid 3-dioxygenase activity; protein binding. Gene Ontology annotation, biological process: peptidyl-aspartic acid hydroxylation.
AGAGGAGUAAGUGAAUUUGAUUGUCGUCAGAACUAGAUUGCCAUAUGAGUUCUGAAAAGUGUUUGGCUCAUGAAGAUAACUGCUCUAAAAAUAGAUUUUUGGAGGAGAGUUUUCACUUAGGUCCAGUUUCGGGUUCCAGCUGAGCUAGCUUUAAGCAACUUGUUUGCUCCUGUUGCAAGACUACAGUGAAGAUAAAUCACUUCUUAUUCUACCUUCAGCAUUACUUUUUGGAGAUACCGACACGCUCAUUUUGUCUGGAAAUCAAACGCUAAUGUUAUGGCUGAUGACACAGAGACUAAGCAUGGAGGAAGCAAGAAUGGAAAGAAAGAAGGCCUCUCUGGAAGCUCAUUUUUCACUUGGUUUAUGGUAAUUGCUUUGCUGGGAGUUUGGACAUCAGUAGCAGUUGUCUGGUUUGAACUUGUAGAUUAUGAAGAAGUACUAGCCAAAGCAAAGGAUUUCCGUUAUAACUUGUCAGAGGUACUACAAGGCAAGCUUGGGAUAUACGAUGCUGAUGGAGAUGGAGAUUUUGAUGUGGAAGAUGCUAAAGUGUUGCUAGGCCUAAAAGAAAGAUCUGUCCCAGAACAGUCAACAUCACCAGAAAGCGAGGAGACCAUUCAGCCUGAUGAACAGUCAUUUGUCAAAUCAGAGCACAAGAAUGUUGAUGAUGUAGAAUUGGAAGAGGAAAUUCAACCCGUUCUUCAUGAAGCUGUCCAUUCUGAGCCUGCAGAGGGACAUGAAGAUGUAGAUGAAAGCGUAAAUGAACAGUGGCAAGAGAAGGAAGAAACACAUGGAGAAACUUUUGAAGCUCCUGCAACAGAUGACUUGCUCAGAGAAUUAGAGAAUGAAGUGACAGAGGACUAUGAGACACCAGACUCAUUUCAGAAAGAUGCUGAUCCUGUAGAUCUUGGAGCAACACAGCCUGAAACAUAUGAAGUUCCAGUUUCAUAUGAUUAUGAUAUGGAUGUAGAGAGGACAGUAAGUGAUCCAGAAGCUCCAGGUGAUGCUGAACUAAUGUUAGAAGAUGCUGUCGAACAUUACACAGAGGAUAGAGUUCAUGGGGAUUAUGAUGAAGAACAUGAACCAAAACAUGAAGAGGAGACUGAGACUCAAGAUACAGCUGUCGAGGACCUUCCUGAAGAAGUUCAUGAAGCUGCAGAGCAAGAUGAAAUUAUUGAAGAUCUGGAAAUUGAUAAAAAGAUGUCAGUAGAAAGUAAACAUACAGAAGAUAACCCGGCCACUGAAACAGAGGAAUCAGAAAUCCCUGUUCAAACUGAGGAUUAUUCAACUGAUAAUCCAGUGGGAAAAGGUGAAAAAGAGACUGAACAAGACAAAACAGAAAAAGCUAAAAAGAAAAAGAAGCCAAAGCUCUUGAACAAGUUUGAUAAGACCAUUAAAGCUGAACUAGACGCUGCAGAAAAAUUACGUAAGAAAGGAAAGAUUGAAGAAGCUCUAAAGGCCUUUGAAGCACUGGUGAAUCAAUAUCCAGAAAGUCCUCGAGCAAGAUAUGGAAAAGCACAGUCUGAAGAUGACUUAGCUGAGAAAAUGAGAAGUAAUGAGAUACUGCAAAAAGCCAUCAACACCUAUGAUGAGGUGGUUAGUCUGCCAAAUGUCCCUUCAGAUCUGAUAAAACUGAGCUUGAAACGAGAAGCUGACAGGCAGCAAUUUCUUGGUCGCAUGAGAAGUUCCCUGGUUACUCUACAGAAAUUAGUUCACCUGUUUCCCAGUGAUACGUCAUUCAAGAAUGACCUUGGUGUUGGUUACCUCUUGAUAGGAGACAACAGCAAUGCCAAGAAAGUGUAUGAAGAGGUUCUACGACUGGCUCCAAAUGAUGGCUUUGCCAAAGUACAUUAUGGCUUCAUCCUGAAGGCAGAAAACAAGAUAGCAGAGAGCAUACCCUAUCUAAAGGAAGGACUGGAGUCUGGUGACCCUGGCACAGAUGAUGGACGUUUUUACUUUCAUCUGGGAGAUGCCUUGCAGAGAAUAGGAGACAAAGAGGCAUACAAGUGGUAUGAACUUGGAUAUCAAAGAGGUCAUUUUGCAUCAGUCUGGCAGCGCUCCCUCUACAAUGUUAAGGGACUGAAAGCUCAGCCUUGGUGGACAGCGAAGGAAACAGGUUAUACAGAACUGGUGAAGUCCUUAGAAAAAAAUUGGAAGCUUAUUCGGGAUGAGGGUCUUGCUGUGAUGGAUAAGAAACAAAGCCUCUUCUUGCCCGAGGAUGAGAAUCUGCGAGAAAAGGGAGACUGGAGUCAGUUUACUUUAUGGCAACAAGGAAGAAAAAACGAGAAUGCUUGCAAAGGUGUUCCGAAAACGUGUGCUUUGUUGGAAAGAUUCCCAGAAGCUACAGGCUGCCGAAGAGGGCAGAUCAAGUAUUCUGUAAUGCAUCCAGGGACUCAUGUAUGGCCCCACACAGGGCCCACCAAUUGUCGGCUAAGGAUGCAUUUGGGCUUGGUGAUACCUAAAGAAGGCUGCAGAAUUCGGUGUGCCCAAGAAAACAGAACCUGGGAAGAAGGGAAAGUUCUUAUUUUUGAUGACUCUUUCGAGCAUGAAGUGUGGCAGGAUGCUGAAAAUUAUCGGCUGAUAUUUAUUGUUGAUGUGUGGCACCCUGAGUUAUCAGCACAACAGAGACGCACCCUUCCUGCUAUAUAAGGGGUUACUUCUGAUGUGAAGAGCAUAGGAGAGAGGACCCUUCAGAGUAUGCAAAUAGAAGCAUGCAGGAUUAAUUUAUCCUGCAUAUGAGGAAUACCAGUAUUAUAAGGGUUAGAAAAGAUGAUAAUGGCAUUUUACAAUUACAGAGGACUUGAGUUAAAAAAAAAAAAAAAAAAGGCAAGCCAUGUUUUUAUUUGUUUGUUUUUUCUUUUUUUUUUUUUUCCACACUGAUACAGCACUGAUAUGUAUUGUUUUUCUGGCUGCAAGUCUGAAAAUACAAAUCUUGACAGCCAAAGAGCAAUAGGUCGGGUUUUUCAAGCUGAGGAAUGUGCAGAUGUUUUUGCCAUGCUGUACUAUGCAUACAAAACCAAUCAGUUACCUGCUUGGCCAUGUUCAGGUACAAGAUUGGCUAUACUACAUCCAGAAAAUGCUUCCCAUGUUUCUAUCUGGGUAGCAGCAUGUGUGUUAUUUAUAGACGUAUGCAUACAAUCAACUUCGAAAAUCAUGUGCAGUUGCAAUGUUAACUGCUUUAGGUGUAAAACAUGUCCCUAUGUUAUCAACUGUAGAUAAUGUGAAUGGGUUAUGUGUGUUUUGUAUUUUUUCUACCUAUUUUUCUAGCAUAAUUAUGAACAAAUUUUUAAUUAACCACUAUUUUUAAAAAUAAUGUAUAUUCAAAGUGCAUCUCUAGCUAUAAGCAGAAGGAAAACACUGUAUAUGAACAAAUUUCAUUUUUGCCAACUGUGGCCUUUGCAUUUCCAGGGAAGCAAGAGAAUAGAAACUUGCAUAAUCAGCUUCUUAGUGUUGUUCUUCUAAAACAAAAUAGUUCUUUUAGCAGGUGACCUUCAAUUUUGUAAUGCGAUUCUGGAAGACGUUGAGUAGAUAUGACAUCUGUAGACUUGGAUGUUAAAGUGCUCAACAGUUCUUAAGAUUAUGUGGUGAGCUGCUGUUCUUCCUAUUGUUAUAAAAGCUUGUGUUGUGAUAACUAUUUUCUACCCAGCAAGAGUCUGAGGCACCUCCUUCCACGGGCUCCUUUUAGGUUGGAUGGUCAUUCAGCAGAAAAAUAUUAAUGAAGAAUUCCUUGAGGUUGGAACAGAUGGACAAAGUCCUUCAAGGUUUUCUGCCAGAAUGCAAAGCAAAGAGCUUCAGGUUAACUUGUAUUAACUUCUGCUGCCAGCAUCCUACAGAGUGCUUGAAUGAUCCUUUAAUUGAGCUUAUGGUAUUCUCUUUGUCUUGAAAUGCAUGUUGAAUACUGAAGCAAUCUUAUCACAAUACCAUUUACAACAUACUCUGUAUUUGCCAUACAGAAUUUGCUAUAUGGUGAAAAGGCCUUAUUUUCAAGAGAGAAAUCUUUGUGGAUGUUUAAAGCAAUCUGCUGAUUUUUGCAUCUCUGCUAUUUCAUGGGAGAUGGAGGGUGCAGGACCCUCCACUGUUAACUUCUGAGAACACUAAAAGGGAAGACAGA